AUGGCAGAUAAAAAAUCGAUUGAAGAACUUUUGAAACUUCUAACCGUGAGUGGGGAAGAAAAACCUGAACAACCUCAGAAAACAGAGCUGCAUAAGUUUUGGCUGACACAACCAACUGUUAAAUACGAAGAAGCUCUGAAAAUAGCAAACGAGGGUCCAAUUGAUAAAGUUAAGACUCCAGAUCAAGUUCUGGAUAAACCACUACCUUUAAUAGAUCAAUUUGAAUGGUGUACGGUUGAUGUGGAAAAUGAUGAAGAAUUAGAUGAGUUAUAUAAAUUAUUAUACAACAACUAUGUUGAAGAUACUGAUGCAACUUUCAGAUUCAAAUAUAGUCAUGAAUUUUUCAAAUGGGCUUUGAAACCGCCAGGAUGGAGAAAAGAUUGGCAUACCGGUGUUAGAGUAAAAGAUACAGGUAAGUUAGUUGCAUUUAUAGCUGCUACUCCAGUCACUAUAAAAUUGAACAAAUCCAAAACUAUCAUAGAUUGUGUUGAAAUCAAUUUUUUAUGUAUUCACAAAAAAUUAAGGAAUAAAAGAUUGGCUCCUGUAAUGAUUAAAGAAAUUACAAGAAGAGUUAAUAAACAAAAUAUUUGGCAAGCUCUAUAUACUGGAGGCUCAAUUUUACCAACUCCUUUAGCUACUUGUCGUUAUCAACAUCGUCCUUUGAAUUGGUCAAAACUACACGAUGUAGGAUUCAGUCAUUUACCUGCAAAUCAAACAAAAUCAAGUAUGUUAGCACAUUACGCCUUGCCAAACGAGCCAAAAUUGAAAGGAUUAAGAAGAAUGGAAGAAAAGGAUGUAAGUGAAGUGUUAGAAUUGUUGCAUAAAUAUCAAGAAAGAUUUGACAUUGUACAAUUGUUCAAAGAAGACGAGUUCAAACAUUGGAUGUUGGGUGCUAAUGGUGAAUCAAAUGUUAUUAAAACCUAUGUUGUAGAAGAUUCAAAUGGAAAAAUCACCGAUUUUUAUUCAUACUACUUAUUACCAUUCACCGUCUUAGAAAAUACACAUCAUGAUGAGUUAGGAAUUGCUUAUUUAUUUUACUAUGCGACUGAUGCUGAGGAAAACUAUAAAACUAGAUUGAACGACUUGAUAACAGAUGCAUUGAUUACUUCCAAAAAAUUCAAUGUUGAUGUCUUCAAUUGUUUGACUUGUCAAGACAAUUCCUUUUUCUUGAAGGACUGUAAAUUUGGCAGUGGAGAUGGUUACUUGAAUUACUAUCUUUUCAACUAUAAAACUUUCCCAAUGAAUGGAGGUAUUGAUAAAGAAACGAAACAAGUAAUUGACGAUACCACCAGUGGAGUAGGCGUGGUACUAUUAUAG
This is a messenger RNA of Lodderomyces pseudojiufengensis, 1317 nucleotides long. RefSeq names its product glycylpeptide N-tetradecanoyltransferase (gene NMT1). NCBI's taxonomy places the organism in Eukaryota, Fungi, Ascomycota, Pichiomycetes, Serinales, Debaryomycetaceae. The record is from RefSeq and is a predicted model, not a curated record. Gene Ontology annotation, molecular function: glycylpeptide N-tetradecanoyltransferase activity. The transcript has a single exon. The coding region runs from base 1 to 1317 and encodes 438 amino acids. Gene Ontology annotation, biological process: N-terminal peptidyl-glycine N-myristoylation. Gene Ontology annotation, cellular component: cytoplasm.